CACCCCCGCCCUCCGCCCCCCAUCCCCUCGGCUCCCUCCCCGGUCAGAGGGACAGAGCGAGAAGAUGGCGAAGACGUACGAUUAUCUCUUCAAGCUGUUGCUGAUCGGAGACUCGGGGGUGGGCAAGACCUGCCUCCUGUUCCGCUUCUCCGAGGACGCUUUCAACACCACCUUCAUCUCCACCAUCGGAAUUGACUUUAAAAUAAGAACAAUAGAACUCGAUGGAAAGAAAAUCAAACUGCAGAUAUGGGACACAGCUGGCCAGGAAAGAUUCCGAACAAUUACAACAGCAUAUUACAGAGGAGCCAUGGGAAUUAUGUUGGUAUAUGACAUCACUAAUGAAAAAUCUUUUGAAAAUAUUAAAAACUGGAUAAGAAACAUUGAAGAGCAUGCCUCUUCAGAUGUUGAAAGAAUGAUCCUGGGCAACAAAAGUGAUAUGAAUGACAAACGACAAGUAUCAAAAGAAAGAGGAGAGAAGUUAGCCAUCGAUUAUGGAAUUAAAUUCCUUGAGACAAGCGCAAAAUCCAGUAUAAAUGUAGAAGAGGCAUUUUUUACACUUGCACGGGAUAUAAUGACAAAACUCAACAGAAAAAUGAAUGAUAGCAAUUCACCAGGGACAGGAGGACCAGUGAAAAUAACAGAAAAUAGAUCAAAGAAGAGCAGUUUCUUCCGCUGUACACUCCUUUGAUAAACUCUUAAUAAUGGACUUAAAGCAGCACACCCAGAAGAACCUUUCCUGCUUUUCUGAAAGCACAGGGUCAUGUAGCCCCAGAGACACAAUACCACCAAGCUGCCACUGAGAGCUCCAUGGAACUCAGACUUCUUUAAACAAAAUACAGUAUGGAUUUUGGCCACUUGGUCUUUCAGCAGGUCAGGCUCCUUUCCUCAAACAUGGAAGCAGUGAAGUGGAGACACACGCAGGAGUUAACUUUUUGUUUGUUUUCUUGCCUGUUGCAAAAGCUGCUAUCUUUCUUUUAACUUUGCACAUCAGUGUUAGUCCCUGCCUGUUACAGCACAAUCUAUACUUGUAUUUGCACAGUUUUGUCUUGUGAAGUUCUUAACAGAUUUGUGCAUUUUCAGGGAAGUUUACAAAAGAGUAAUUUUUAAAUUUACACAAAUUUAGAGACUUCAUCUGGUUCAUCAAGAGGAAUGUAAUUUGUAGCAUGUGCUUUGAAGAGCUCUCAUAUGUGAAUUUCUUAAAAAGAAAAGUUAACUGCUAAUGAGAAUUUUUUAAAUUCAAGAAAAUGCACCAGUCUGUACUGAGGCUACACCUUCUUCCUUUCUUCCAAAUAUAGGGCUUUGCUUCAUUCUUACCUAUUUGACCACACAGAUAUUAGGAGUACCCAAGACUGUAAUUUUCUAAAUUUAUAUCCUUUCUUCCUGGUUUAUAAAAACUGCUCUAAAUCACUUUUACUUGACUAUUCUAAAAAUUUUUGAUGCAAGGUAAUAUAAUGGAUGAAGUUUUGGCCUCAGAGUCAGGAAGACUUACAAGUAAUCACUUUAUCUUCUAGUCAGUGCCCCAGGUUACAGACAAGUUGCUAAUCCUUAUUUCUGUUGGGAGUUUCUCUGAAGGAGCUUUCUACAGGUAAUCACAUCCAACUUUAUCCCAGUAUACUUUUAUUUACACACACACACACACAAUGGUGUGGCUGGAAAUGUUUGGGUUUUUUGUUCAUUCUUUUUUAGUGGCUUAUGGUAAUUCCUCCACCAGCCAAUGCUCAAAAUUUUCUUCUUGGAUUUACAGUCCCUUUGCUUUUGGAUAUCUCCUUUAUACCAGCCAUUUAUAACAUAAACUCUGAUUAGGGUUAGCAGGAUAGUCUGUUAGCUUGCAGAAAGCUUACCUGUCUAAAGAGAGCAACCUGAGUAGAUAGCAUAACAGGGAAAUUUUAGGGAGUUGGGUUUUAAAAACAUGUAUAUACUUUAUGGAACUUAGUGAAGCCUCUAGUAAAUAAUACCCUUUGAAAAAGGAAACAUGAACCCUGUUUUUAGUUUCAAAAUAGCUAUUAAUGAAUUUGUAAAACCUAAUUCUAUCUAUUCACAUUCUAAGUUAAUGAGUAAAAAAGUUGAUGGUGUUAUUUAGGGCAAAGCCAACCAAAAGCUUACCAGUCUUUCUCUCAUUGAACACUGGUCCUGUUAUACUCUGCAGAUAUUCUUUUAAAGGAAAAGAAAAAGUUCAUGGAGCAGAAAUAAGAGAAAUUAGUGUUUAUUAAGGUGCCAAAUCAGGUCAGGGCAAACCCAACAAUGUAUUUAAUAGCACAAGUGGUAACAUAGAAAGGAAUGAUUAAAAGGAUGAAUAAAUGAAAUGUAUCCUUGUUAGGAAAUUUUUUCUUUGUAUACUUGUUCUGCUUUACUGUAGUCACCACCAUGAUUAAGGAGUAAUAGGAAGAAAAUGAAUUGGCUGUAACUACAGAGAAUUUCGUUUGAAACGAGAUUUUGUCAUUAGGAUGCUUUGACUGGUUUAUCUAUCUCCAUGUUUCAAAUUAAUCAGCACUAAAUAUGCAAAAAGGUAUUUGAUUGGUGUUAAGAUCUUACUACAAAAAAUCAUCAAUCUCCUAAGACUUUGUAGUCAUCUUUAUAGGUUUGAUUUGCUAAGGUGUUUAUAGAUGAAACAAUGCUCCCUGUUGCUAUUUCACAUAUAAUGUUUCCUUAUAACCUGACUGUAAAUCACUAUAUGUUACUCAGAUGGAUUUUUUUAAGGGAAAAAAAAAUGUUCAAAAACAUCUCUAAUCAUUGUGUGUACUUAAUGUUUUCCAGAAAAGGGUCAAGUAGUUAAGUUUUCUGUAAGGUAGUAAAAGUGCUUUCUAUAAAGGCAAGUAUUAUGACACCAUUUAUGAAUGUAAUUAUCUUUCAGUAAUUUACCUCUGACUAUCUGGUGUCUUAAUACUGAUUUUUAUCUCAGGGGUUGUCUGCAAACCAAAACUGACAUAAUCUGUGGAUAGCAAUGUUGUUGGUUUGUUUUUAGUAGAAUGCUUUGCCUUUGCUCCAUUUUUCUCUCUGGUUUUGUCCUGUAUUUGUAAAUACCUAGUCUCCAUGAAUUUCCCUCUGAAAGAGCCUGUAAAAGUUAUAAGUCUAAAAUUUUAGCUUUUUGAAGUAGCAGCCAUUUGGGGUAUUUGCUCUGUUGUAAAAAAAAAAAAAAAAAAAAACAAGAUGUCUUUGCUAUUUUCUUACAUCUAGCCAUGCUAAAUUGUAUAUAAAUUUGAAGUGAGACCAUAGGAAAUUUCACUUUAUGCAUGGUAAAAUGAUCCAGUAAAUAUUUCAUUUUGCUUAAUAAUGUUCAUAUAAUACAUUAUUUUUUUCUAUUUGUAGAAGGAUUUAAUAACAGGCAAUUUUGGCUGUUCCCUGAUGAAACUAAAUUCUAGUUUCACAUGAAUAUUUUUUGGUCUUAUAAAAUAAAAUGCAGAUAUUUGCAGCAGUAUUAAGUGGUUCAGUGGCUGCACUUUAUUAUCAAUGUGCUAAUCUUUUUAUAAUGGUUGGUGUAGACCUUUUCAACUAGUCUGAGAGUGUCAGACAAUGAAAAAUGUGCUGUAUCUAAGUAGCAUGUAAGUCAUUGAUUGUACUGUUUCGCUGGGAACCUCUUUUAGCUAUGUUUUACUUUAGAAAAACAGAUAACAAUAAAUUCUAAGUUUUGCCUGUGCAUCAAUUCCUGGGUGCUGCAGGUUUUCUUACUAUCCAUAUGAAUAUUUUGUGCAGUCUUUGUAAGCUUUGAGAAGACUAUUAUCUUUACUUUGAAGGACUUUUUAAAACUAUACCUCAGUUUGAAAACUAGUAUUCUAAUAUCUAGUAGAACAAAGGUGAGCCAGCUGUUAAUACAUUUUACAGAAUAGAUUUAUUUGUUUUGCCUUGAAUUAAGGCAUCAUUAGUCUUUAGGUUAAAAGGGGACAUUUCAAAGUUUAGACUAGAAUUUAUGAUGUUAUAUCCAAUAAUGCAAAAAAAAUAAUUCCAGCUUUUUAAAAAAGUGUAGCUGUGCAAUAUAGGUAAACUUCUGCAAAAGUUCCUCUUAGAUUACAGUUUACUUUUAGGUCCUCAAUGGUAAUAAUCUCUAUUUUGGCUAAUAAAGUUUUGAAUUUAUGAUCAACAAGUAAAAGAUUCAUUGGAUUUUUUUUUCUUGUUCUUUAGAUUUUAUUUUUCCAUGAGCAAGACUUUUAUAUAAAUUUAGUACUUCACCUUUGAAAAUGAUAUUUGAUUUUUCCUUAAGUUAAAACCAUGUUUGGUUUCCUUAUGUAAAAUGUAGGGCAUUUAUUUGUAGUUGACUUUGCAAAUGUCUCUUUUUAGAAAGAGCAUUUCCUCUUCUUUUUUGCACCAUCUGAAAGAAAAGGGAUGCCUCAACAUGUGACCUACAGAAACAGGAUGUUAGUGAAAAAUAUUAUUUGACUAGCAGUUUUACAGUAGAGUUAAAAUGUUUUUAGGCUAAUAAAAUUGAUGUUUCUUGUUCAAUAUGGAAAUUUAUCUUAAUCUGACUUUUAUUUAGUGAAAUAUGCAGAUAUGAAGCUUAAAUAAUUAUUUGUAAUUACUUUCAGAUCACUUCAUCUCUUGUGCUUGUGCCACAUUUGAUUAGAUUUAAUUAUGCCAAGAAAAAUAUAAUUUCCAUUUCAUUUUCUUAGUUUAUACUGAAUUUAAUUAUUGCAGUGCAUUCCUAUGGCCUUAUAAAUGGGUAUUUUUUGUUUAUUUGCAACUGACACUGCUGAAAUAGAUCUCCAACUUCUUUAAUGCAAUAUGUAGUUUAAGUAUUUGACUAAAAAUUAAAAAUCUAACAGAAAAAGCUCAAUUUUUCAAUAGAUUUGCCCUACCCUUUGUGUGUUUAAGUACAUUUUAUCUCUGUUCCAAAAGCUUAAUGUGAAAAACUCCUGCAGAUAAAUGGACUUGUUAUGUGGUUAAGUUUGUUUGAAUAUAAUCAUUAACUGUGUACUGAUAUUGAUGCUGUGUUCAAAAGGAAAAAAAAUGGAUUUUAUUUCAUGUCACAUUUUUUUAUUAUAACAAUGUGUCUAAAAUAAAGACUACAUAAUUAUGAAAUACA
Messenger RNA from Sarcophilus harrisii (Tasmanian devil), 5014 nucleotides. It is a transcript of the gene RAB8B, whose product is annotated as RAB8B, member RAS oncogene family. The record is from RefSeq and is a predicted model, not a curated record. NCBI's taxonomy places the organism in Eukaryota, Metazoa, Chordata, Mammalia, Dasyuromorphia, Dasyuridae. Gene Ontology annotation, cellular component: plasma membrane; endosome; trans-Golgi network transport vesicle. Bases 65 to 688 code for a protein of 207 amino acids. Gene Ontology annotation, molecular function: GTPase activity; GTP binding. The transcript is spliced from 8 exons. Gene Ontology annotation, biological process: regulation of exocytosis; protein localization to plasma membrane; protein secretion.